This is a messenger RNA of Octopus bimaculoides (California two-spot octopus), 2478 nucleotides long. RefSeq lists its product as uncharacterized. Lineage: Eukaryota; Metazoa; Mollusca; Cephalopoda; Octopoda; Octopodidae. Gene Ontology annotation, biological process: regulation of transcription by RNA polymerase II. The record is from RefSeq and is a predicted model, not a curated record. Gene Ontology annotation, molecular function: DNA-binding transcription factor activity; RNA polymerase II cis-regulatory region sequence-specific DNA binding.
GGUCUUGGUCAGUCCUGGAGAAGGAUGGGCUCCGCCAGGUCGAAAAGAAAUAAAGACCCGAGACACACCAUAUGUUAAGACCGCGCUCUUUGGACUUCGUUAGGUGUUGAGAGGCCAAACCACUACCCCUUCCCAUAUUUCAUACUUCAGGAUAAUAUCAGAUUUCCCUUCUCACAUGCAUGCACGUAUCACACAGAUCGCCAGUAAGGUAUGAUGCGAUAUAAACUGUUCCUAAACACUUGAGGGAAAGUGACUGAAGGAAAGUAAUUUUUAUAUAUAUAUAUAUUUUAAAUGUGGAGAGUGUUUGACAAUGAAUUCAAUAAAAGAUUUUAAAAAUCCGAAGGAAUAAAAAAAUAAUUCGUAAGGCCUUGCCCUCUGCUACAAUUCCUCUUGUGGGAAACUUUUACUCGGAGCUGUUUCUCAUGACUCCGAUAAAAAGCUGAAAGAAGAAUGUUGGGCACAAUAAACUGACUUCUGUAAGCAGCAACUUCUGUUUACUCCUGAAGAAGCAACAAUAAUGCUGAAACACUGUCUUACAGUUCAUUUAUAUCCCUUGCAGUUGCUCAUUCUUUUACCAAGUCUAUAGAAAUAAUCCAAUCAAAAAUAUUUUAUGAAACAAAAUGAUAAGAAUGUCUGCUGAAUCUUUCUACAAUUUAUUGUGAUAUUAUUUAUAAAGAGGAUUUCUUAUAUUUAUCAAUAUAUUUCCAAUAUAUCUGCAGUGAUGAUGGAUUAUUACCAGCUGAAAUGAAGAGUAAUAAAAGAAUUACUGUGUUUAGAAUUUGGUACAAAAGUAAAAACUAACAACUUUAGGAAGAAGAAAUUAACCAAAGUCAGCUGAUGAAUGUUUCUUUUGAAGGAAAAUUCCUCGUUUAUGGAUGAGAAAAAUAUAUAGCUAUGUAUUCUUCUAAAUCUUUGUACAAUCCUACAAUUCUGGACAAUAGCAGCCAACAUCUUGAUAAAUCCUUGUAUAAUGCUUCGAUAUUAGAUGACAACUGUCGAAGACUUGACCAUGAUAUUAUACAGAAAAGCCACCUGGAACAGUCCAGUAUGAAAAUGGGUGUUAUCCCAAGAAGUGAGGAUUCUCAUAAUGAUCACCUAAAGUCCUAUAACAGUCACUAUAGCAGUAAUAGCAACAAUAGCCUCAAAAUGAAAAUAAUAACGUCAGGCUCUUCUGGGUUUCCAUACAUUGCUGAGAAUAAUAUGAACAGGAACAGUGAUAUUAUUACUAAUUCUGAAAACAUCACCACCAACAACGCCAAUACCAAAAACAAGAUAGGGCUUAUUCCUAAUUCUCCUUACAUUGGUAUCAGCCUUAGUAUGAAGAAACCAUAUAAAUGUGGAACCUGUCGUAAAGGUUUUGCUCAACGCGGCCACUUGAUAAACCAUGAAUUAGGUGGCCGGAAGCAUUUUUUCUGUACGUUCUGUAACAAAGCCUUCUCACAGGAGAUUAUACUGCGUAAUCAUGUAAGAACACAUACUGGUGAGCGGCCAUUUCACUGUAGUUACUGUACUAGAACCUUUUGCCAGGUGACUGAAUGGAGAAAUCACGAAAGAACUCAUACAGGUGAGAGACCUUUCAAGUGUGCUCUGUGUCCCAAAGCAUUUUCUCAGCAAGGCAAUAUGAAAAUCCAUAUGCGAACCCAUUCUGGUAUAAAACCAUACAAAUGUGAUACUUGUGGAAAGUGUUUUUCCCAAAAGAAUAAUUUGCGCAAUCAUAUUCGCACCCACACUGGGGAAAAGCCACAUAGGUGUGCAGUUUGUCAGAAAUCCUUUGCUCAGGUGACGAAUCUCAACAAUCAUGAACGGACACACACUCUAGAGGAGUUACAGAGGGUUUUCAUCCAGCAACCUCCUGCUCACGCUCAGCCCAUGAACUCACAUCAGAACUUGUCUAUGACGUCUUCUAUUCCAUCAUCACCAUCAUCUUCUUCAUCAUCAUCUCCUGUUGCAGCGGUUAGCAAUGCAGUAACAGGUUGUAUGUCAUUACCUUCAUCAUCUUCUGGAAUCUCCUCUUCAGUGCCAACUACUGUCCGGCCACAGGUGUUGAAAAUCCCCACCACGUGGAUGAUGUCCAUGGCAAACUCUACACCAUCAUCUUCUUUGUCUUUAUCAUCAGUUUCCUCAGCCAUAUCACCAUCUUUGACAAAUGUCUCAUCAUAUGCACAUCACCCACCACAUACACAUAGCCAUCCUUACCAAACAUCAACAAGUGCACAUUUGCCUCCUUUGCCAACCAUUCCCAUGCCACCCAGCUGGCAAAAUGGUUAUGCUACGUGUUCACCUACAAUGAUCCCAAAUCCGUCUUCAAGGUGGGGCUCUUCUGUAAUGAUGGCCAAUCAGUCGGCAUUUCCAGGAAUGUUACUUCUUGAUGAUGUUAGAACUGAUAUUCAAGACUCCCCUGAAAAUUUAACACAAAGAUGGCAAGUUAAUUCAUAGUGUUAAAGCAAAGAAUAUACAAAUAUGUACAUAUGUAUGAAU